AAUAUAAACGUUUCAAAAAUUAACGUAAAAACUCCUCACGAAAAAGGACCAUUGAUAUCGGGUUGUUUCAGUCCACAAUUUUCGAAGAUUGAAUUUUCUCAAUUUGUUAUUUCAAUUAAAUCUCCUGAUAAUUGUUGUCUCAUAGAAAAUGAUAUCGUCUGUUUAGAAAACAUUGCAACAUCGAUUGAAGGUAAUUACAUUGCAGUAGGUCGUUAAUUUAAAGUUGUUGAGGAACUUUACAAUUAUCCAUGCAGUUCUGUCGAUUUUGACAUCUUUAAAGUCAGUCAGUUAUCUGCUCUUCAAGUUUGGCCUUUGCAUAAAAUUAGUAAAAAAUUUGUAAAAUUACCAUAUGUAAAGAAUAGUAAUGAAAGUAAUUUUACAGUAUUACCGCUAAUAAACACCGCACAUAGUUUAUAAUAUAUUGCGUACUGCGUUUCAUAAUUUUCUUCUAAAAAAAUUUAUAUAUAUAUAACCAGAUAUGUAUCAUAUUUAAAUAAAUUUUUGUGCGGAUGUAUAUAUGUUUACAAUACGAUACUCGGGAAAAUAUGUUCAAAAGUUUCAGGCGGAAGAUGCCGAAUUCAAAGAAUCAGGGAUUUAUCGUCGCAGAAUUCUACGAUGGUAUCCAAGUAAUACCAAAAUCUUGGCUACAAAGUAACGAUGUAUGCAAGUAUCCUUCACAUUAUAAAACGGAUUUAAAAAUUCGGAAGGCGAUUGAAAAAGAAGAAAUUCCAACUUCUAAUUGGUCUUCCGUUAAAAUUGAUCGGAUUUUUGCAUCUUUAUGUAAAGCCGAUGAGAAAGCCAAACAAGCCCUUGAUACAUCGAAUAUGGAUACCGAUAAAGAAGCGAGAAGCAAAGAAGCGAGAAAAUUAAGAGCAAAAAAAGCUAUGCUCUCGUCCGAAAGCGAGGAAGAAUCAUCUAGAGAAAUUAUUUUACCACGUCCUCCACGUCCUCCUGCAAAACGUCAACGAUCGUACGAUGAAAAUGAAUCUGGAAUUUUAUCCACGAUUAAAUGUUCUCGGAAUUCUUCCGCAGAAACGUACAGCAAAUCAGAAAAGGUUUCAAAUUCAAAUGAACACGAAUCUCGAGAUCAUAAUUCUUCGUAUUCAAGAAAUGAAGAAAGACACAAUAGUACUGUACACCAUAGACUAGAAAAUGAAGAGGAUAUAUCAAAUCGGCAUGUGGAUAAAAUGGAUGAGAUCGGCCAUAUGCAAGACGAAGAGAGAUUACAAGAAAAAAGAAAUGAUAAUUUGGAUAAGUCUUCACAAGAUGCAAUUGUGGAUCAUUUGAAGAGACUGACAAGAGAAAUAGCGACCAUAAAAUACGAUAUGCGGCAAACGCUUAGCUUAUUGGAUAUUUUAGUGAAAAGGACAAAUUCAGAAACAGAAGCCAAGAACACAGAGAUUUCUUUUGAAAGCGUUGAAGACCGAUUUCCGUUGCAAACUGCAGAACAAUUAAUGGAGGUGGAGGAAAUCUUGAAACUUCAUAAUUCCCAAGAUAAUGCUGCAAUACGAGCAUAUAUCAAAUCCAUCGGAGGAACUAACGUCACUGAUGCCGUAAAAAGGAUGUUGUAUAAGUUAUUCACCAAUAAAUUGGCGGAGAAAUAUAAUUGGGAAGGCCGUUGUGGAAAGGAACCACUACAUAAAUUGAAACUAAUAAAAAUGAUUUUUAGUAAGUACCUAAUACAUAGUAAUAUUUAAAUGCAAAAAUUUUUGUAAACAAUUAAGAAAUAUUUUCAAAUACACAAUAUUAACAAAUAGAUUAAGAAAUAUGUCUGCUAUUUUAAUGCAUACAUUUUUUUAUUAUCUCUACCAAAUUUUGAAAAGCUUUUAAUAAGUUAAAUUCCAGUUGUACAUAUACAAGUUAA
Messenger RNA from Solenopsis invicta (red fire ant), 1864 nucleotides. RefSeq lists its product as uncharacterized. The transcript has 5 exons. NCBI's taxonomy places the organism in Eukaryota, Metazoa, Arthropoda, Insecta, Hymenoptera, Formicidae. The record is from RefSeq and is a predicted model, not a curated record. Bases 510 to 1697 code for a protein of 395 amino acids.